CUAAACAUAUGUAAAUAAACUCAAUAAUGGCUUACCAAUCUCUUCAAAAAAAAAAUAAUGGCUUACCAAACACACUAAAGCCCUACAAUUUCGUUCUCUCCGUCUCUCUCAGCUUCACCUCCGCCGUCACGCACCUCCACCGCUCAGCUUCGCUCUCUCGUCCUCUCUCUCUCUCUCAGCUUCGUUCGCUCUCUCUCCCUCUCUCAACUUCGACCUAAACAAGAUCUCAAGAUAUCGGAGAAUCUCAGCCAGAGGAAGAUGAUGAUGAUAUUCAUGGGAUGGGCUUCUAUGUAUAAGCAACUGGGCUUAGAACCGAUGCUAGGUCUGAGCUUGAUAAAUACCUCAGUGAAGAAUGUGAACCUCAUAGUAAGAUUGUUGAGUUUGACAUUCUAAAUUGGUGGAAAGUCAACUCAUCAAGAUAUCCCAUCUUGGCAAGCAUUGCUCGCGAGGUGUUGGCCAUUCCAGUGUCUACUGUAGCAUCAGAGUCUGCUUUUAGUGCCGGAGGAAGGGUGUUGGAUCCUCAUCGUAGUAAUCUCACACCUAAGAUAGUGGAAGUGCUUGUUUGUACUCAGGAUUGGUUGAGAGGAUCUCCUUUCUCAAACUUAUUUGACGAGGACCUUGAAAAAUUAGAAACAUUUGACCAAAACUUUGCCCACUCCUAGUUAUUCUGUUUCAAUGUGUAUUUCCCUUCUAAGGUGAUAUAUUUUUCUUCUGUUUCAGCUAUGUUGGACUUUUGUUGCCGUAGCACCAUUUGUUCACCGUUGUCUUCCUCGUCGUCGCUGGCGUUCUCUACUUGAAGGUCGUGUCUUUGUUUUUGGCGGCCGGCGUCAAGCAGUCAAGGAGUUAUUUGGCUUUUUUCUUUUCUUUUCUUCUUUCCAGAUUUAGGGAUUUUCAUCUGUAUGUUCAGGAUUUAUACUCUAUCAACACGGGUUACCUUUAUUGAUUGGUAGUUGUACUCUUCUUAUCAAAAUCCAAUCCCCCCCACCGAUAUCAAACCACCCUCCUAUCCAAAAUCAUGUCCGAUACCGAAACCCAAACCAACACCCCACCACCGACUCCAAAAUCAAAGCCACCGCCCGAAACCACCAUCACGACCACGACUGCCUCCAUUCAUCCCGCCCUAACUGUGAGCAAUAUCACAAACUUCAUCAAAAUUACUCUUGAUAUUGAAAAAAGCCAAUAUAAUACAUGGUCUGAGUUAUUUAAAAUUCACGCUCAAGCUUAUGAUGUUCUUGACCAUAUCAUCCCUACACCCACCACUAAUCCUAGCUCCUCCUCUCCAUCUCUCAAAGAAACUUACCCAGCACUAUGGAAUCGUCUUGAUGCCAUAGUUCUGCAGUGGAUUUAUGGUACCAUAUCCACCAGCCUUCUCCAUACCAUCAUUGAGCGUGACCCUACCGCACAAACAGCUUGGGAACAUCUCUUCAACAUCUUCUUUGACAACCAGAACAACACCACCAGCAGUCGCGGCAGACGCGUUGGCUCAGGCAACUAUCCUCCUUGGGAUUCACAGUGGCAGCCACGGCUAACUCCUUCUUGCCCAUAUCCUAACACUGGAAAUCGGCAGCAGUUAGUCGCUCCAACCCAUCAAUCCGGCGUCUAUCCUCCUUGGGAUUCACAGUGGCAGCAACAACUAACUCCUUCUUGCCCAUAUCCUAACACUGGAAAUCGGCAGCAGUUAGUCGCUCCAACCCAUCAAUCCGGCAUCUAUCCUCCUUGGGAUUCACAGUGGCAGCAACAACUAACUCCUUCUUGCCCAUAUCCUAACACUGGAAAUCGGCAGCAGUUAGUCGCUCCAACCCAUCAAUCCGGCGUCUAUCCUCCUUGGGAUUCACAGUGGCAGCAACAACUAACUCCUUCUUGCCCAUAUCCUAACACUGGAAAUUGGCAGCAGUUAGUCGCUCCAACCCAUCAAUCCGGCGUCUAUCCUCCUUGGGAUUCACAAUGGCAGCAACAACUAACUCCUUCUUUCCCAUAUCCUAACACUGGAAAUCGGCAGCAGUUAGUCGCUCCAAACCAUCAUUCCGGCGUCUAUCCUCCUUGGUAUUCACAGUGGCAGCAACAACUAACUCCUUUCCCAUAUCCUAACACUGGAAAUCGGCAGCAGUUAGUAGCUCGAAACCAUCAAUCUGGCGUCUAUCCUCCUUGGGAUUCACCGUGGCAGCCACAGCUAACUCCUUCUUGCCCAUAUCCUAACACUGGAAAUCGGCAGCAGUUAGUCGUUCCAAGCCAUCAAUCCGGCAUUCUUGGGCAGAGAUCACAGCAGGCACACCUCAUUUCAGCACAACCGUCAUACACACCAACAGACAUUCAUGCUGCAAUGCACGCUCUAUCUAUAGCUCCUCCUGCCGCACUUCCUCCUUCAAUCUCCUCCGUAACUAGUGUUGCGAGGAAAAUGAGCACUUCACCACCACCAAUAUAUCCCAGAUUCAUUUCUGUUGAAGCAUCUGAUAUACAUUCCACAACUAAAUCUGACGGUUUCAGAUUCAGCCUUGUCUCCUUUAACAUAUUGGCUCAGGUUUAUGUCAAGAACACUCUUUUCCCACACUCACCUCCUUUGUCUCUCGAAUGGAAAUAUCGUUCAAACUCGAUUUUGGACGUUCUUAAGAACUUGGGAGCUGAUUUUUUCUGCCUACAGGAAAUUGAUGAGUUUUAUACCUUUUACAAAGGAAGGAUGCUGGAGCUGGGAUAUUCUUCUAUUUAUAUGAAGAGAAGUGGAGAGCAAAAGCGUGAUGGGUGUGGCUUGUUUUACAAGCAUGACCGUGCAGAGUUGGUCUUGGAGGAAAAAAUUGAAUACAAUGAUCUUGUUAAGUCAAUUCAAGAUGAGAACUCUUCAAAUGAUGAUGAACACAACAAUGUCCAGACAACCCAGGCAGAUAAACAAAAGGAUGAUACGACCAAAAGUGGACCUAAAUCGGGUACAGAAGAUCGUGGAGAUCCCAAUGAUCCUCGUGUGAGACUAAAACGUGAUUGUGUUGGAAUUUUGGCUGCAUUCAAAUUCAAAGGUCCCUCCAAUCAAUUUCUUAUCGUAGCCAACACACAUAUUUAUUGGGAUCCUGACUGGGCUGAUGUCAAACUUGCACAAGCUAGAUAUCUUCUAUCUCGUUUGUCACAAUUCAAAACACUAGUAUCACAUAAAUACGAACGCAUACCUGAAGUGAUUGUGGCUGGUGACUUCAACUCUCUGCCAGGAGAGAUGGUUUAUCAGUACCUUAUAUCAGGCAACCCAUCAUCAGAACUGACGACUGAUUAUGUAGAUGAGCGCCCUAUUCCUCUAAGUAGUGUCUAUGCUUCUACAAGAGGAGAGCCACCAUUUACAAAUUGCACACCUCGCUUCACUGGAACACUCGAUUAUAUAUUAUUUUCCCCCUCCAACUACAUUAAACCAAUUAGUUAUCUUGAGCUUCCAGAUUCUGAAGCAGCUGAUAUUGUUGGAGGACUUCCAAACUUUAGUCAUCCAAGCGAUCAUCUACCAAUUGGUGCUGAAUUUGAAAUCAACAAGGACUAAAUAUUGUACGGCAAGUGCUAUUUGUGCUCAGUUUUGCAUGUUCAAUGUCCUUUCUCUUUUGUCAAUUUUGAAAUAAGCUGAGAUCAAGUGUACAAUGAGUAUAAUCAUGGUCAUGAAGUCAAUACUGCCACUUGGCUUGAAGCAAAAAGUGUUGCCAAAAAGAAAACUAUGUAGGAAAUUUUGAUCCAUGACGAAAAUUUUAUAGGUUUGACUUCUUACCUCUGAUAAAUUUGCAGUUUAAUCUUUCUGAAGAAAGUGGUUAUAUAUUGACAAUUUGAAAAUUUUGUUAUCCUCUUAUUCAUGUAACUUCUUUCUCAUCGAUUAUAGACAAUAAACUCUGCUGUGUAUCAUUUUGGUCGCAAAAUCAUUUUUGGAGUAAAUAAAUGCUCUUUUUAAUUUCAACGAAAA
This is a messenger RNA of Trifolium pratense (red clover), 3916 nucleotides long. RefSeq names its product carbon catabolite repressor protein 4 homolog 4. The transcript has 11 exons. Bases 1016 to 3508 code for a protein of 830 amino acids. Gene Ontology annotation, molecular function: poly(A)-specific ribonuclease activity. Lineage: Eukaryota; Viridiplantae; Streptophyta; Magnoliopsida; Fabales; Fabaceae. The record is from RefSeq and is a predicted model, not a curated record.